AUGCUAUGCUAUGUUCAGUCAGUUAGUCCGGACUUCGGUCCGAUGCAGGGGACAAGGUCCCAAUCAGUUUCCGGACUUCGGUCCGAUGUAGGGGGCAAGGCCCCAGUUAGUCCGGACUUCGGUCCGAUGCAGGGGACAAGGUCCCAGGCAGUUUCCGGACUUCGGUCCGAUGCAGGGGGCAAGGCCCCAGUUAGUCCGGACUUCGGUCCGAUGCAACGGACAAGGUCCCAGUCAGUUUCCGGACUUCGGUCCGAUGCAGGGGGCAAGGCCCCAGUUAGUUCGGACUUCAGUCCGAUGCAGGGGACAAGGUCCCAGUCAGUUUCCGGACUUCGGUCUGAUGUAGGGGGCAAGGCCCCAGUUAGUCCGGACAUCGGUCCGUUGCAGUGGGCAAGGCCCAGUAUGUGCUUUAUAUGUUAUUGCAUGGUAUGUGUUAGAUUGGGGGAGCUCACUAAGCUUCGUGCUUACGGUUUUCAGUUUCGGUUUUAG
Messenger RNA from Lactuca saligna, 486 nucleotides. The record is from the annotation of a GenBank genome assembly. Lineage: Eukaryota; Viridiplantae; Streptophyta; Magnoliopsida; Asterales; Asteraceae.